Messenger RNA from Naegleria gruberi, 881 nucleotides. RefSeq lists its product as uncharacterized. NCBI's taxonomy places the organism in Eukaryota, Heterolobosea, Eutetramitea, Acrasida, Naegleriidae. The coding region runs from base 1 to 837 and encodes 278 amino acids. Gene Ontology annotation, molecular function: RNA binding. The transcript has a single exon. Gene Ontology annotation, cellular component: nucleolus. The record is from RefSeq and is a predicted model, not a curated record.
AUGCAAACUGAACAAACAAACGUAUGGGCUCAAGAAGAUGCUCAAAUGGAAACAACAACUGCUGAACCAGAAUUUCAAGCAGCCAAGACUGGUAAAUCACGACGAAAGCAAUAUCACCUCAAAAAGUCAAUUUCUAAACCAUAUAAUGAUACCAAGAUGAAUGAAUCAUCAUCCGAACAACAAGACAAUACCGAAGAACCAUCAACAUCAACAACAAUUAAAUCCAUAAAACGUAACAAGACAAUCCCACAAAAUAGCAAUUACGUGAGUGUUCGUAUUGCAGCUAAUCGUUUCACAGCCCUCAAAACUGAAUGGGAAUCCAUAUAUACUCCUAUUGUUGAAAAACUUCAUCUCCAAGUAAGAGUAAAUACCAAACAACAAAAAGUAGAAAUUAGAAUACCAAACAAUACUAAAAAGCAAGAAGAUGAAGAAGAAAGUGAAGAUAACGAAAUGUUAAAGAAUUUAACCAAAGCUAGAGAUUUUGUUCAAGCCUUUAUGCUUGGUUUUUCAGUUGAAGAUUCUCUUGCUUUGUUGCGAUUGGAUGAUAUCUAUAUUGAAUCCUUUGAUGUUAAAGAUGUUAAACGUUCUUUACAAGGUGAUCACUUGAGCAGAGCUAUUGCUCGUAUUGCUGGUAAAGGAGGUGCAGUCAAAUUUACAAUUGAGAAUGCAACCAAGACUCGUAUUGUUGUUGCCGAUGCUCGUAUUCAUGUGAUGGGUUCCUUUGCAAAUAUUCAAUUGGCUAGAAGUGCAAUUGUUGAUCUUAUUCUUGGUAGUCCACCUGGUGUCGUGUACAAUAAAUUGAGAACUGUCAGUCAGAGACUGAAAGAACAAUUUUAAAUUGGAUAAUUAAUAAUAAUAUAAUAAUUUUUGAAAUUUUUGUU